Messenger RNA from Vollenhovia emeryi, 6692 nucleotides. RefSeq names its product alpha-2-macroglobulin-like protein 1. The record is from RefSeq and is a predicted model, not a curated record. Bases 192 to 5744 code for a protein of 1850 amino acids. Lineage: Eukaryota; Metazoa; Arthropoda; Insecta; Hymenoptera; Formicidae. Gene Ontology annotation, cellular component: extracellular region. Gene Ontology annotation, molecular function: endopeptidase inhibitor activity. The transcript has 25 exons.
UCGCGCCUUCAGUCGGUCCGCAGCCUCUCUGUCGGCUGUCGCUCCCCCGCCGCUCUUUUCAAACGCGUAUCUCUCGCGAGGAGGAGGAAGCGCCCCGAAGCGUGCGCCUCUCGUUAAUAUGCCUGUGACAAUCUGAGACUCUUGCCGAGAGUACGCGCGUCAAAACGGUGUGAAAGCCCCGAGACGAUAUAAUGUCCAGACUAAUCGUGUCCUGUGCACUUCUCUGCCUGUUCCACCCGUGCCUGCGGCUCUGCGAGGGCGGCGCGACCGCCAAUCGAGGAUAUGUUUUCACGGCGCCGAGGAGAUUCUUGGCCGGGGAAACCGAGAGCGGCUGCUUGUCGCUGCACAAUCUCGAGCCGCCGGCGCAUGUUAUCCUGGAGUUGCUAUCUCCGACGGGUACGAGCGCGGAUGACGAAGUGCUGACCAGGACGAGCGGCGUCGUCAAAACAGGAAUAGAAACAUGCCUGGAACUGGCGGUACCGUUCACGAAAUACUUCAACGGACGAUUGCGAUUGAAGAUAAAGUUCGACAAGUAUCCCGACUACGUCGUGGAAACGGAGAAGGAAGUUUAUAUCGAGCACGAUUCCUUAAUCACGUUUGUCGAGACAGAUAAGCCGGUCUACAAACCCGGGCAAGAUGUGAACAUUAGAAUCCUCAUGCUCAAGCACGACCUGAAGCCAUGGAAGAAAACGAUACCAAAAGUAUGGAUCGAGAAUCCAUCCGAAGUGCGAGUGGCACAGUGGGCCAACGUCAGUACCGAAAAUGGAAUGGCGCAACUAAAAUUCGCUCUAUCUCCUGAACCGACUCCGGGUGCCUGGAAAAUUAAGGUGGAGAAGAGGCGAUCGCAACCGCAGCUGGUUCACACAACUAUGUUCGAAGUGAAGAAAUACGUUCUUCCGAGAUUUCAAGUGACCAUAACUUCACCGGGAUACAUUCUCGCGGAUGCGGAGAACGUCACGUGGAACAUAUGUGCUAAAUACAGCUACGGCAAACCAGUCAAAGGUAAAUUACUCUUAAAGUCAACACCUCAAAUACCAACAUGGAGACGGAAGCCCAAUCUCCCGGAAAUACAUUAUGAAACGGAGCUGGAUUCGCCAGAUGGUUGCACCGAAUUCGUGCUGUCGGGCGCGGUACUCGGGCUCGCUCAAUGGAAAGUGGCACCGAACAAUAUCGUCCUCAUAGCGAACUUCACCGAAACCGGUACCGGCAUAGUAGAGACCACGAUUAGUCGGACUGUGGUCGUGCAUCAGGCCCUAAAACUAGAAUUCCUGCCGUAUACGCCGAAAUAUUUUAAGCUUGGUUUGCCGUAUCAUGGAAAGUUGCGCGUCUCGCGGCACGACGACACCCCGGCGCCGCAUGAGAAGAUUCAGCUCUGCGUGCGAGUACGCGGUAAGGACGAGUGGCUUCGCGUGGUGGUUGAAUGUCGCAACUUCACGUCCUCGUCCGAUGGUUUCGUCGACUUCGUCGUACCACCGCCGCACAGGAACAUCGUCCUGCUGAGCUUCGUCGCAACCGGUGUCGACUAUCCCACGAAGUACUAUUCGCCGGAUACGCGUUGGCGAGUCUUCAUGGAUCAACCGUCGGCGCACAUCGAAGUGAAUCCCUGGUACUCGCCGUCGGACAGCUAUUUGGCGGUAGCCCGGGGUUAUCAACCGAUCGUCUGCGGUGAAAAGUACUCGUUCAACGUCAUGUACACGGUGCCGGCGAAGAGUAAAACCAACGAGUCCAUUUCCUUCCAUUACUCGAUCAAUUCUAAAGGGGACUUAUUAAUAUACGGCCACGUGAAACACCGGCCGACUAGAGAUACAGUCUUGAAUUACUCGGAAUUCCGGAACUUAUUAGGCGCCGUCGAGUCGCCAGGAAAUAAGACGGACCAGGGUACCGUGGCCCACAGAUUCCCUCUCAGCGUCAAGAUUACCCCGUCUAUGGCACCAAUCUCCGAAUUGUUGCUGUACUACGUCCGCUCGGACGGCGAGAUCGUCGCCACGACGUACUCCAUCAAAGUGGGACACUGUUUCGAGAAUAAGGUGAAAACCGCCUGGCACACCGACGCUCAGACCCCGGGAACGGCCACUCAGUAUCACGUGGAAGCUGCCCCUUGGUCUCUCUGCGGUAUCUCGGCGGUUGACAAGUCGACUCGUUACUUAGCAGGUGCGAAAACGAACCUGAUCGACGCCGAUCAGACCUUCGCGCAGCUGAAGAGAUUCCACAUCGAGCCCGAACCGCGUCCCAUUUGGACGUGGACUCAUUGCAAAGUUGCGACGGAUGAAGAAACGAUUAAUACGGAAUUCGAUCAUCUGCCACUUCCCGCUUUCGAGGAGUCACCCGCGUGGAUACGUAAAAGGAGAAGAAGAACGGUGUACAACGGCGGGCUCGUGAAUUACGUGGACGCCAUACAAGCGUUCGAUGACUUCGGAGCCGUCGUGAUGAGCGAUCUGAUACUCGAGACGCGGCCUUGUCAUCAGAUUCGCAGGGGUAGAGGCAGAAGUAGGAUGAAGAACAGGGCCCAUAUUCCUUUCCUCUCAGCGUCCGCUGAAUUGGAAACGGAUGCUGGAAUGUUUAAAAUGGCGAAGACACUGCCCAUGGCGUAUCCAUUAUUAAACGUGGGUCCCGAACAGGGAUAUGUGGAUCAAGUGCCGGAUCAGCCUGCUCUUAGAUCUUACUUCCCCGAGACGUGGCUGUGGGAAUUGGUGCCAACAGGAAAAGAAGGCAAAGUGACGGUGGAACGUACUCUGCCUCACACCAUCACCGAUUGGAUCGGAUACACCGCGUGUGUCUCACCUACACACGGUCUCGGAAUAGCACCACCGACAACCAUCACGGGAUUCCAGCCGUUUUUCCUCGAUUACAGCCUACCAUACAGCGUGAAACGCGGGGAAAUGUUGCGUAUGAAGGUUUCCUUGUUCAAUUACAUGCAACACAGUUUACCGGUCAAGAUCAAGUUGGAAGACGCGACGGGUCUUGACUUGCAUUUGUCGCACUCAGAAGCUUCGUUCUGCGUAAAACCGCGGGACAGCGUGGUGCACGAAUAUAUUCUCAGACCGCGAGUUCUUGGCGAUGUUAACAUCACGGUCUCCGCUUCGAUCGAUUCGGAUUACGCGGAACCAUGCGGCCCGGAAAUGCUCCUGUAUACACGGGAUAUGAUUGUCAAGCCGAUACUGGUGCUACCAGAAGGUUUUCCCGUAGAAAUAACGAAGUCCGCGUUCAUCUGUCCGAAGGACUUCAGCGACGAUUCCACCAUAACUUGGAAUCUCGAUCUACCCGACGACUUGAUACCCGAAAGCGCGAGAGCGUACGUAUCCCUGAUAGGAGACAUUCUAGGUCCGGUCCUUGAGAAUCUGGACAAUCUUGUUCGCUUGCCUAUGGGAUGCGGUGAACAAAAUAUGAUCCUCUUCGUUCCCAACAUCCACGUGAUCGGCUAUUUGGACGCGACUGGAGUCGACAAUCCAGAGCUGAGAGCAAAAGCGAUUAGAAAUAUGGAGAAAGGAUACCAGCGCGAAUUAAUAUACAGACACCCGGACGGUUCGUACUCCGCGUUCGGCCCGGAGAGCUCGGAGGACGGUAGCUCGAUUUGGCUCACCGCAUUUGUAAUCAAGUCUUUCGCUCAAGCGAAGGGUAUAAUUCACAUCGACGAGCGAGAUCUUAAAAUUUCUGUAAAGUGGAUGGUGAAGAAGCAAUUGGAAAAUGGAUGUUUCCCAGUGAUCGGCAGGGUAUUCCACAAGGAUAUGAAGGGCGGUUUGCAGGACGAUGACAAUUCCUCCUCGGCAUUAACGGCUUAUAUAUUGAUCUCGCUCUUAGAAUCGGGCGUGCCGUUAACAGCAUCGCUCAUUAACAACGCUCUGCAUUGCUUGGAGAAAGGAAUGGAGAACGACAGCGGUACGACAUACACGGCAGCUUUGUCCACCUAUGCCUUAACGUUAUUGGAGCAUCCGAAGGCGAACAAUAGCAUGAAAUUGCUUAUGAAACGUGCAACACGGAACAACGAUCUUCUCUGGUGGGAGGACAAAUUUAAGCCGUCGCUAGGACUGAGCAUCGAGAUGACGGCGUAUGCCGUACUAUCGUUGGUGAAACUAGGCGGUGAGACGAACAUGGUCGAGGCGUUGAAAGCGGUCCGCUGGAUGUCGAAGCAACGCAACGCGGAGGGCGGCUUCACAUCGACGCAGGACACUGUGCUCGGCUUGGAGGCGCUCACCAAGUACGCCACCGCGAUGUCGAGCAACGCCACGGACCUCUCGGUGCUCGUGACCGCCGGCGAAGUGGACCAGGUGUACAGAAUGCAUAACGACAAUCGUAUGGUCCUCACGCAGAUCCGCUUGCCCGUAAUACCCACGAUAGUCGAGAUCUUCGCCGAGGGUGAAGGCUGCGUCUUAGUGCAGAGCAAUAUAAAGUACAACGUCGCACACGCGACCGGCUCCGAAGCCUUCGAUCUUUCGGUUAAUGCCGCUCCUGCGACGUGGUUGGACGAAUGUUCAAUGCAGAAAAUAACAAUUUGUACACGUUAUAAAAUGGCAGAUGGGGAAAGUAAUAUGGCAUUACUGGAGAUCGACAUGAUAAGUGGAUAUGUCUCGGAUCGUACGAGCCUUCAUUCUCUCUUAGAGGAUCCGGCCACGAAGGUGAAACGUUUCGAAGAGGAUCGCGGUAUCGUCACCAUUUACUUCGACAAGUUAAUCAACCAAAAAACCUGCAUAUCAUUCACGGUGACUAGAGAAAAUAUCGUGGACAGACUUGAACCGGCGAAUGUAAAACUUUACGAUUACUAUCAGCAGGAGUUGACGAUAUCAAGCAGCUACAGCUUCGCGGCUACUUGCAGCAGUGCCACUCCAAGUGAAGAAGUGGAAGUUCCUAAUCCGGUGCCGAUAGAGGUGCAGGAAAUUGGCAAGGACACCGCGAAGAAGGCUACCGUGGAAAAAGAGGAGGCAGUUGAAAAAGCGGCCAAAAGCCCGGAUGAUCGAAAUGGAACUGUAGAGCAGAUAGUGCCACAAAGAGAAGCUGGAAGCGGUCAAACACCGGACGAGCCGGACAUCAAUCUAAACCCCGUGUUCGAUAGACUCGGGCCUCCUAGCAUAGACCUCGACGACAUGGAGGCGCCGUUCUCAACUCUCAUCAGACAAGAGCAGAAUCCCUUCGCGACGGAUUUCGACGGAAACCCGCUCUUCGUCGUGGUAGAACACGAGCUGGCAACUCCCGAGGGUGUCGAGGGGCCCGUGCCGGUUUCUGUAAAGCCCGAUAUCACACAUUUCGACAGCAAUCCACUGUCAACGACCAAUGAAACUGAUCAGAAAAUAGAAGCGGAUCUAAGUAACACGCAAACGUUACCACCUCUUGGUUUGAACGAUUCCUGCCCUGUAUGCGCCGACGAAUUACCGUCAAACUUCAAUGAUCUUUAUUGCUCCGCCAGCAGUGUCGUAAAAGCAGCAAUUAGACGAUUACGAAAAGCAAGGCUCCUGUUAGAUGUACAAUCGUCGCACGAAGACAUCAUACGUCUGCAUUCGACAGUCGUAUUUGUCUUAAGACCCAACUGUUCUUGCCCGCCUCUAGAUAACCCUGGAAGUCUGGCACUGCUGAUGCACUUUGAGGACGGCGAGUUUGCUAAGAGUUCGCACAAUCGAUAUGUCUUAGACGAACAGGUUUCUAUAUACGGAUUGCCACCGAUUGGUGGUGUUCCACGUGAAAUAACGGACGCUCGAACAACGUGUGCGAAUCGAGAUAAUAGCGCAUUUCUUAAUCUUCCUACGGCUGACUGAUCUUCGGCGCGUUCCGCCGAAAAUAUACUAAAUACGAAUAGAAUUUAACGGAAUACGUAUCGUAUUAGCGAAACUCGUACGAGAAUUCGAUCACUUGCAGGCGUACAAAAAUUAAAUACACGCACAUUUAAAUUAGAAUAAGAUCCGUGUACGAGGCGACCUCGACUUGAGCCGAGAAACUCUCCAUUAUGAUCCCCGAUAGGAAAAUAUUUAGAGAAUUCUGUGACGAGAUCUGGACGAAACUUGGAAGGCUGGAAUUAUGCGUGCAUAUUUCGAAUAACAUAUACAGAAAUAGAGACCUUGCGAAGCGUCUCAUACUCGUAAAUAAAAUUCACGCGAGACGAGAUUAAAGCAGACCCAGCGGUAAAUACGUUUCACACUAAAUCUUUUUUAAACGUUUAUAACAUGUAACUGUGUUGCUGGGCAAUUUUGCUUCUAAAUGUCGUAAUAAUUAUGCAUGAUUUAUCCCCUAAAUUGAGAUUAUCAAUUUUUGGGCAAAUACCAUUUGGAAAUUUUAUUCCUACAAAACCGCUGCGUUUUGGCGAAUCACCUUAAUGCAAUCAUUGUAAAAUUUUCUCCCUUUUAGAUGUUGCAAUUAUUACACAAUAUUUCAAACAUUUUCCUAUCGGGGAUCUGACUCGUUAAUUUUAGCACGCCUUGUACGUUAUUUGAAGAAGAACACAGGGUAUUGUAAUCAACAUCGAACACACUUUGAAUUUUCAUCGCAAAUCUCCUCCCUAGCUUCCUUCAUACAACAUAUCUCAACAUCACCCAACUCUAUAUUAUAACAGCGUGCGAUGAGAAGACACAAUAUCUAAUAGAAUAAAGUGUCAUUUUUACAGCGAAAGUUAUAUUGCAUUAUAUGCGCUCAACUCUUAUAAUUGUGAAUAGCAAGUAACUAAUGAGUUAAAUAAACUGUAAAUAAAGCACAGCGAUUUAUGACAUAAU